Molecule: messenger RNA, 2512 nt
Organism: Candoia aspera
Lineage: Eukaryota; Metazoa; Chordata; Lepidosauria; Squamata; Candoiidae
Gene: TACSTD2
Product: tumor associated calcium signal transducer 2
Exons: 1
Coding region: 293-1219 (308 amino acids)
Cellular component (GO): membrane
Source: RefSeq, a predicted model, not a curated record
UUUGGCAUCUUGUGCUUCCUCAUUCAGUAGGAGGAAAGAAAUGAGAGUUGCUACCACACCCUAAUGGAAGAAGGUGCAGUGUUCUUGGACCUCUGUUUUGACCUGUUUUGUUUGUGAGUCACCAACUUAAUUGAUUGGGUGGGUCUGACAUUCAUUUUCAAAGAGAGGAAGCAGGAGGUGCACCCAGUCACACAGAAACUGGGAGGCUCUCGCUGUGGAUGGGUCUUGUCUUCAGGCUGCUGUAUUCACCUGCCCUUUUCUAAAGCCAUCUUCUGCUCAUCCUCCCCAACUUAUGGAGUCUCCUUUCAGAAUCAUACUGGUUUUGAUGGCCAUGGCUGCAUCAGCAGCACAGGAUUAUUGCACGUGUCCAACCAACAGACGGACAAAUUGUGUCAUGGAGCGUGAUAGCUGCAUCUGCAAGGCUCUGGCUUCAAAUCAGAAAGUGGACUGUUCAACGCUGACGUCUAAAUGUCUGCUUAUGAAGGCAGAGGUGGGUGCCCCAAAAGGCAGGCGGUUUUCAAAGCCUGAAACUGGUUUUUUGGACAAUGAUGGACUGUAUGACCCAGACUGUGACAACAGUGGCAUCUUCAAAGCCAGGCAAUGCAACCAUACAGAUACCUGUUGGUGUGUGAACAGCGCUGGGGUCAGGAGAACGGAUAAGAGUGAUAAAAACAUACCGUGCAUCGAGCGUGUUAGAACAAACUGGAUUUUCAUUGAGCUGAAGCACAAAGAGCGUGAAUCUGCCUUCUCCAAGUCUGAAGUGGCAAGCAGCCUCCUGCGACUCAUUCAGAACCGGUACAUGCUCCAUCCAAGAUUCGUCCCAUCUAUUAAGUAUGAUAACCCAUUCAUCCAUAUUAACUUGAAACAGAACAUUUCACAGAAAUCUGACAGAGAUGUGGAUAUUGCAGAUGUAGCCUAUUACUUUGAAAAAGACAUCAAACGUGACUCCCAUUUUACCUCUGAUAAUAUAUUUAAUAUCACUGUCAAUGGAGAACCAUUAGAUAUUGAAGAAAUCCUAAUUUACUAUGUUGAUGAAAUCCCCCCAGAAUUCUCUAUGCAACACCUGACAGUUGGUGUUAUUGCAGUGGUAGUGGUGGUUCUCUUGGCCAUUAUAACUGGGAUUACUGUGCUUGUGAUUAUUAGGAGAUGGAGGACGGGAAAAUAUGAGAAGGUUGAGAUUAAGGAGAUGGGAGAAAUGCAAAUAAAUCAGAUUUCAUAGAUGUUGUAAUUUGAAGGCAGAAUUAAGAUUUUGACACUGAGGAAAUGAAAGACAGAUAACAAGAUUAUCCCAUGUUGUUUGAAGGGAAGGAGGUAUUAAUUUUUCCUUCUUAAAAAAAUAAAAACAGCAGCUUUGUGGAAUCUUCCCCAAUCGCAGAAUGGAAAACUGAUACAGCUUGAUUAUAAUAUAUAUCUGAUGUUUCAGAGAAAAAAAAAUCCUAUGUUAUAACCUAUUCCAGAAUUGUUCCAGUUUCAUAGUGUUUUUUAAAAAACACAAUGUUGUUUCAUAGCUACACAGUUAGCUUAAUUUAUCUGAACUCUGUUUCUAUACCUGUUUUUAAGUGUAUAUUAAAAUAUUUUUUUUCUGUGUCUCUUAAACACAUAUAUACAGGACUUAUCUGUACAUCCAAGAUUGGCUUUCUGUUGUUGAAUGUGUUGCACUUUUAUUUUAUGAGUUUAAUUGGCUGAAAAUGUUUGCUUCUGUACCAGACCUAAAACUGAAAGAAUUCUACUUUUGUAAAGUAAUGCCAGCAUAGCUUUCUAAUGGAAUAGAUCUGCAUGUAACAUGAUGGUUCCUUGAAAUAAAUUUUCUUAACUUUAAAUUGCUGUUAAUGCUGUGAUGAUGAACUUACCUUAGCAUAGAUCAGUGGUGGAGAAUAUGGGCCCUACAGAUCUUGCUGAACUACAAUCCCCAGUGUCCCUCACCAUUGGCCAUGCUAGCUGAGGCUGCUGGAAGUUGCAGUUCAGCAAUAGUGGAAGGAGACAGGUUCCUCAUAAACUGACUGUUGCUCCUCUAGGUUUUAUUGUAUGGAUAAGCUUUGGAGUGCUUGCUGAAUUUCUGCUGUAAGGUUGCAUUCUCUAGUACUCUGUCGGAUGGUGGUAUGUAAAUUGUUUAGACUACUCUAAAGUGGAUGAUCUAAUUCUGCCACUGCCAGUCACUACUAUGGCAUCAUCAGUUUCCAUCUGGUGGUAACACCAUUUCAUAGUAAGCUAGUGCAGCUCUAAGGGAAACUCAGCAUUAUGCAAUGAAUGCUUGUAAGUAGCAGUUUCCAUGUAACUUAGUUGUGGAAAACCCCACUCCCUCCCCCAUUUCUGCUGUUUAACAGCCAAAAAUGAUUCAGCUGAGCAUUUAGGACAUGACAUGUGGUUUGCUGUUUCUAGUUAACCAAGGCAAUCCUUUAAAUAAAUAAUGCACUCCCUCUUAGUUUUGUAACGCUGCCAAGACGUAAGAACUAGCAAUGCUGUCCAUUUAUUUUUAUUUCAAACAACAUAAAACUAUGUAUUGAAAAAGAAA